Molecule: messenger RNA, 3069 nt
Organism: Vombatus ursinus (common wombat)
Lineage: Eukaryota; Metazoa; Chordata; Mammalia; Diprotodontia; Vombatidae
Gene: NEK8
Product: NIMA related kinase 8
Exons: 15
Coding region: 41-2137 (698 amino acids)
Biological process (GO): protein phosphorylation
Molecular function (GO): protein kinase activity; ATP binding
Source: RefSeq, a predicted model, not a curated record
GCCGUAACGGGUCCCGGAAGCGCGGGCCCGAAAGGACGCCAUGGAGAAGUACGAGCGGAUCCGGGUGGUGGGGAGAGGCGCCUUCGGGAUCGUGCACCUGUGCCUUCGGAAGGCCGACCAGAAGCUGGUGAUCAUCAAGCAGAUCCCGGUGGAGCAGAUGACCAAGGACGAGCGGCUGGCCGCCCAGAACGAGUGCCAGGUGCUCAAGCUGCUGAACCACCCCAACGUGAUCGAGUACUAUGAGAACUUCCUGGAGGACAAGGCCCUCAUGAUCGCCAUGGAGUACGCCCCAGGGGGCACGUUGGCCGACUACAUCCAGAAACGCUGCAACUCCCUCCUGGACGAGGAGACCAUCCUGCACUUCUUCGUCCAGAUCCUGCUGGCCCUGCACCACGUGCACACCCACCUCAUCCUCCACCGGGACCUCAAGACCCAGAACAUCCUCCUGGACAAGCAGCGGAUGAUCGUCAAGAUCGGCGACUUUGGCAUCUCCAAGAUUCUGAGCAGCAAGAGCAAGGCCUAUACUGUGGUGGGUACCCCCUGUUAUAUCUCCCCGGAGCUGUGUGAGGGCAAGCCCUAUAACCAGAAAAGUGACAUCUGGGCCCUGGGUUGUGUCCUUUACGAGCUGGCCAGCCUCAAGAGGGCCUUUGAGGCUGCGAAUCUCCCAGCCCUGGUGCUGAAGAUCAUGAGUGGCACCUUCGCGCCCAUCUCGGAUCGAUACAGCAUCGAACUCCGCCAGUUGGUGCUGAGCCUGCUGAGCCUGGAGCCUUCCCAGCGGCCCCCGCUGAGCCACAUCAUGGCCCAGCCCCUCUGUGUCCGGGCGCUGCUAAAUCUCUACACUGAUGUGGGCAGCGUCAGGAUGAAGAGGGUAGAGAAGCCCCUGGGCAGUGUACCCGCGAUGCCGUGUGGCCGAGCAGGCGGUAGGACAGGUGGCCCCCGAUCCCGUGGGGUGCUCCAGGGGCUGCCCCGGCCAGCCAUUCCACCUCCCCUGUCCUCCGUCUACACCUGGGGUGGCGGGCUCAGCGUCCCCACCAGGCUGCCCAUGCUCAACACUGAGGUGGUUCAGGUCUCGGCUGGGCGCACCCAGAAGGCUGGCGUCACUCGGUCCGGGCGCCUCAUCGUGUGGGAGGCGCCGCCCAUGGGCGUUGGUGGGGGCAUCCUGCUGCCGGGAGCCUUGGAACAACACCAGCCUCAGUUGAUCUCCCGCUUUCUGGAGGGCCAGUCAGGGGUGACUGUCAAGCAUGUGGCUUGUGGGGACCUCUUUACUGCCUGUCUCACCGACCGAGGCAUCAUCAUGACCUUUGGCAGCGGCAGUAACGGCUGCCUGGGCCACGGCAGCUUCGCUGACCUCAGCCAGCCUACGAUUGUGGAGGCCCUGCUGGGCUAUGAGAUGGUGCAGGUGGCCUGUGGGGCAUCCCACGUCUUGGCCCUAUCCACAGAGCGGGAGCUGUUUGCCUGGGGCCGUGGGGAUGGUGGCCGACUGGGGUUGGGCACCAGGGAAUCUCACAGCUCCCCACAGCAGGUGCCUGUGCCCCCUGAACAGGAAGCCCAGUGGGUAGUGUGUGGCAUCGACUCCUCAAUGAUCCUCACGGUGCCUGGCCGGGCCCUGGCCUGUGGCAGUAACAGGUUUAACAAGCUGGGCUUGGACCGAGUGUCCCCUGGGGAGGAGCCUGGCCCCCACGACCAGGUGGAAGAAGCCCUGAGCUUUAUGCCUCUGGGUUCUGUGCCCCUCGACUCCGAGCCUUUAGUGAGCAUCGAUGUGGGCACUGCCCACUCAGCUGCUGUAACAGCUUCUGGUGAAUGCUAUACGUUUGGCAGCAACCAGCAUGGGCAGCUGGGCACCAGUGCCCGCCGGGGCAGCCGAGCCCCCUGCCUAGUGGCAGGGCUCCAGGGGAUCAAGGUGGUGAUGGUGGCUUGUGGAGAUGCCUUUACCGUGGCCAUUGGUGCAGAAGGAGAUGUGUACACCUGGGGCAAAGGUGCCCGUGGCCGACUGGGGCGCAAGGAUGAGGAUGCCGGGUUCCCUCGGCCUGUGCAGCUGGAUGAAACUCAGCCCUACACGGUGACCUCUGUGUCCUGUUGCCAUGGGAACACCCUGCUAGCCAUCCGUCCUGCCACAGAGGAAUCCAUACCACCCUGAGCAUCUCAAGCUGGAUUUCUGCCCCAACAGAGAACAGAUACCUCACCCACCUCCCCUCUGCCACCCCCAGAUGUAUUGGGUGGGUACUACCUGGCUUUCUGACUUCAGUGUGGGCCGUGCCCCCUGGUCAUUUAGGACAUUGCCUCUAAGAUGCUGGUAUGACUUGAGUGAUACAUCAAAGACAUCUCUAAGUGUAGGGGAGCCUGGCACCCUGUGUUCCAGCUCCCCUGGAAUGCCUAGGGCACAGGCCUUCCACAGGAUUGGAAAUGCCAUUCACAUUCCCCCAGCUCCUUCUUCAGCAAAUGUUAAGUGCCCACUUCCAUGCCAGGUGUGGUCUGCCCCUCUUGCCCCCCAUGCCAGGUCUGCAGCACACCUUGUCAUGGGUGUGUGUGUGAGAUUUUCUUUCCCCAAGACCACUUCCCCAAAUCCAGGAUAGGUGAGUGAGUUCAUUUCUCCAACAUGCCAAUGUGGAGACUCCAUACUGGGGCUUCAUGGGUCCAAGACAGUACAGACAAGUUUGGCCUUGUCCCUAUGGCCUAGAGGAGGGGGAAUGUCUGGAAGGGAAGCUGCCACCCCCACACUGGCAGGGCCAGCAGGUAUCAGAGUUUGCACAGCCACAGAUCUUGGGGGGAAGAGGCAGUGUGUGGGGCACCUGGGUAAGGGCAGAGGUUAAAAAAGUGGGGAGGGAGGAAGCGGCCAUUUACCCACCUGAUUGGACCUCGAUUCAAGCUUCUAGCAAUCGACCUCCUUCUCUCUGCUCCCUUUCCGGGCCUGGACUCGAGCCCUGGAAAGGCCUUCCUGGACAGCUCUCUCCCAGGGCUUGUCGGAAGGGGCAUUUCCUCAGAUAGAGAGGCUUCCUGUUGAAGCCCUGGAUGCCAGAGGGGUGCCCUAAAAUGUCAUCUCAUGGUUCCCUUCAGGGAGGGGGGGGUGUG